UCUGAGCAGAAGCAAAGAAGCGAGCGAGAGAGAGAGAGAGCAUGCAGUCUCGUCGUCAUCUCUUCUUCUCCUCUUCGGAGAGUCUAGCUAAAAAUAAACGGGGCUAAAUUACAGGGGCGUCCACGAACAUCGCCGAGCCCCCGACCCGAAGCACAAAACCAGGAAGCCCCUAUUUAUAACCCAACCCCUUCCUGAGCAGGCGCCGGAAAUUUCUUGGGGAAACGAGAAUGAUCGGCGACAGCGCUCUCGCAACCAGAUCGAUCCAAGCGCACGCAAAGAUCCGAUCGCAAUUUGCGACGAGCAGCUGAGCCCCGAUCGAUCCGAGAGGAGGACGAUCGUACGAUCGAGGAUCGCCGGACGAGGAGUCGCCGGCCGUUGGCGGGCGGGCGGGGCGAUCGAUCUAGCAAAAUACAAUUUGAGUUUGUUUCCUGUGUGGUGGAUCGCUUUGCAUAUAUGAGCAGAGGAUGCGGGGGGUGCUGGAGGAGGACAUGCUGCCGUCGACGCCGGGGAAGGUGAAGAUCGAGCGCGCCGGCGCCAUGAGCCGGCAGCUGCACCGCUGCUUCGCGUCCACGGGGACCAUGUUCCUCUGGGCGCUCUUCCUCGUCGCCAUGACGGCCACCUACCUCAGCUUCCACUCCUUCGUCGACACCUCCUCCCGCUACUUCGCCGCCUCCUGGGGCGGCCUCCACUGGGAGCGCCAGAUCCGGGCCUCCGCCUCGCCGCGCCGCCCCCCCGGGUCCGCCGAGGGGGCCGGGCUCUCCGUCCUCGUCACCGGCGCCGCCGGAUUCGUCGGCACCCACUGCUCCCUCGCCCUCCGCAAGCGCGGCGACGGCGUCGUCGGCAUCGACAACUUCAACAAGUACUACGACCCCUCCCUCAAAAAAGCCCGCCGCGCGCUGCUCGCCUCCCACGGAGUCUUCGUCGUCGAGGGCGACAUCAACGACGGCCGCCUCCUGGCCAAGCUCUUCGACGUCGUCCCCUUCACCCACGUGCUCCACCUGGCGGCGCAGGCCGGGGUGCGCUACGCCAUGGAGAACCCUUCCUCCUACGUGCACUCCAACAUCGCGGGCCUGGUCUCCCUCCUGGAGGCCUGCAAGGACGCGGACCCGCAGCCCGCGGUGGUAUGGGCCUCAUCCUCCUCCGUCUACGGGCUCAACGACCUCGUCCCCUUCUCCGAGGCGCACCGCACGGACCGGCCGGCGUCGCUCUACGCCGCCACGAAGAAGGCCGGGGAAGAGAUCACCCACACCUACAACCACAUCUACGGCCUCUCCGUAACGGGCCUCCGCUUCUUCACCGUGUACGGCCCAUGGGGCCGGCCCGACAUGGCCUACUUCUCCUUCACCCGCAACAUCCUCCAGGGGAAGCCCAUCACCGUGUACCGGGGCAAGGACCACGUCGACCUCGCCAGGGACUUCACCUACAUCGACGACAUCGUGCGCGGCUGCCUGGCAUCCCUCGACACGGCGGGCCGGAGCACGGGGACGGGGGGGAAGAAGCGAGGGCCGGCGCCGUACAGGAUCUUCAACCUGGGGAACACGGCGCCGGUGACGGUGCCGACGCUGGUGUCCAUCCUGGAGAGGUACCUGAGGGUGGAGGCGAAGAAGAACGUGGUGGAGAUGCCCGGCAAUGGCGACGUGCCAUUCACGCAUGCCAACAUCAGCCUGGCGAGGGAGCAGCUCGGGUACAAGCCCACGACGACGCUGGAGAUGGGGCUCAAGAAGUUCGUCCGCUGGUACCUCUCUUACUACGGAUACAACCGGGGAACACACACCUUCAGCAACUUGUGAUGAUAUAUAUAUUUAGGGAUCGGUAAAUGUAUUGUUGUAGUAAAACAUGUAUGAUUUUUUUUGUUAAUUUGUUUUGUGUGCGUGGCUGGGUCCUCCGCUCUCUGAUCAAAGACAGACUGACCAUUCUUGUUUCUGUAAUUUCUGAGGAAAUACGAGGAAAAAUUCUUCAA
Molecule: messenger RNA, 1960 nt
Organism: Brachypodium distachyon (stiff brome)
Lineage: Eukaryota; Viridiplantae; Streptophyta; Magnoliopsida; Poales; Poaceae
Product: UDP-glucuronate 4-epimerase 1
Exons: 1
Coding region: 465-1790 (441 amino acids)
Source: RefSeq, a predicted model, not a curated record